Messenger RNA from Drosophila hydei, 1169 nucleotides. RefSeq names its product methylmalonic aciduria and homocystinuria type D homolog, mitochondrial. Bases 272 to 1000 code for a protein of 242 amino acids. The record is from RefSeq and is a predicted model, not a curated record. Lineage: Eukaryota; Metazoa; Arthropoda; Insecta; Diptera; Drosophilidae. Gene Ontology annotation, biological process: cobalamin metabolic process. The transcript has a single exon.
GGUCCUUAAGCUCAUAUUAAUCGGGCUGGCUUUCUUUUUACUUAUAUGAACAAACGUUCUAAAUUAUUUUAAUACGCACAGAGUCUAUUACGCGGUCUAAGAACGCAGCUUUUGCAACGAAUUUCUAAAAAAACGUAAAACUAAAAUAACGAUAAGCAAACAUUUUGAUUUUAUGAUCUGAUAGCUAAAAAUUUUAGUUAAGUUAUUUAACGCCUCCCAUCAACCACCUCACCAACAGACGAAUUGUAAUAAAUAUAGUAAAUAAUAUAUAAUGCAAACUUUAAGAUUUUUAAGUAGAUGUUUGAAGGACCGAAAACUACUUCAGAAUCAAAAAUGCGUGAAGCCCGCUCGGCGGUUCACGAGUAGCAGUAGCCUGCCAAACUUUAUAUUGGUUGAUAUGGAGGAGCAGGACGAUCUUGAGAAUGAUGAUGAUUUCAAAAUUCAUCCUAUAUAUCCCAUAUUGGGAAAUCGUUACUCCGAUCUCUUCUAUAUGCCACAUAGCGUUGGACCGGCCUAUCAGGAUCUGUUCACCACCGCCGAUCAAUUCGAUUUGAGCAAAUAUCAUAAGUCGAUCGCUUGGAAAGGCAAGCCGAUUCGAGCGCAGGUGGUGCAAUGUCCCAAACUCUUGCUGACCCACAUGAAGCGACUGUUUACUAUUCCUUAUUCCAAAUUCAAGGAUCCCGGCAAUUUUAGCAUCUUCAAUUUAUACUUUGAUAGUGAUGUAAACAGUGCUAUCAAGGCAUUUGUUCUCAUAGCCUCGCAAUAUUCCGUGGAGUUUAUGCAGGAUGGCUAUUGGUCGGACUUUGUCAAUCCAUUUACGGGUCGUGCAUAUUUCCGACCAGCUGCGCGGCGCACUUUCUGUACUGUGAAUCAGCCGCGCUGCGUGGGCCACAAUAUAUUUUUCAAGGAUAUUCAUGGAUGCACUGUCAUCAAGGAGGCUAAGAAAUGCACCUUUGCCGGCGCCAUCUUUAGCGAUGUGCCUGUCAACUAUUUUGACUGAGCACUAACUUUAAACAACCGCACACAAAAAACAUACUCUGAUUUCCCAUUUUCAAUGGGAUCAAGGUGUAAAAAUAAUUACUGUGCACAAAGUAACAAUUUUUUUAUAUUAAAUGUCAUGGUUCCUUGUCUACAUUAACACGUCCUUUAAGUUUGUGCGUAAAUAAUUA